Molecule: messenger RNA, 1323 nt
Organism: Psilocybe cubensis
Lineage: Eukaryota; Fungi; Basidiomycota; Agaricomycetes; Agaricales; Agrocybaceae
Exons: 8
Coding region: 1-1323 (440 amino acids)
Biological process (GO): intracellular protein transport; vesicle-mediated transport
Cellular component (GO): clathrin-coated vesicle; clathrin adaptor complex
Molecular function (GO): clathrin-cargo adaptor activity
Source: RefSeq, a predicted model, not a curated record
AUGGCCAGCCUGAUCGCCAUCCUGGACCUCAAGGGCAAGCCGCUGAUCCAGCGGUCGUACCGCGACGACGUGCCCCCGGCGUACGUGGAGCGGUUCCUGCCGCUUGUGUUGGAGAUUGAGGAGGAGGGGCAGCAGGUGACGCCGUGCUUUUCGAGCCAGGGGGUCAACUAUAUGCACAUCAGGCACUCGAAUUUGUACCUCCUCGCGCUCUCAAAGCGCAACACCAACGCGUCCGAAAUCAUCAUCUUCCUCCACCGGCUCACACAGGUUCUCGUCGAGUACUUCAAAGAGCUGGAAGAAGAGUCGAUCAGGGAUAACUUUGUCAUCAUCUACGAGCUGAUGGACGAGAUGAUGGACUUCGGGUACCCGCAGACGACGGAGAGCAAGAUAUUGCAGGAGUAUAUCACGCAGGAGUCGCAUAAGCUCGAGGUGCAGGUGCGGCCGCCGAUGGCGGUCACGAAUGCGGUGUCGUGGCGCACGGAGGGGAUUAGGUAUAGGAAGAACGAGGUGUUUUUGGAUGUCAUUGAGAGUGUGAAUAUGUUGGUGAAUGCCAAUGGAAAUGUGGUACGCUCAGAGAUUUUGGGCGCGGUGAAGAUGAAGUGUUAUUUGUCUGGUAUGCCCGAGCUGCGGCUGGGACUGAACGAUAAAGUCAUGUUUGAGAGCACAGGGCGAACCGCCCGCGGCAAAGCCAUCGAAAUGGAAGACGUCAAAUUCCACCAAUGCGUCCGACUCUCGCGCUUCGAAAACGACCGGACGAUCUCCUUCAUCCCGCCCGACGGCGAGUUCGAGCUCAUGUCAUAUCGGCUCUCGACGCCCGUCAAGCCGCUGGUGUGGGUCGAGGCGUCCGUGGAGAGUCAUAAGGGAAGUAGGGUGGAGUAUAUGGUUAAAGUCAAGGCGCAGUUUAAGAGGAGGAGUACGGCGAAUAAUGUGGAGAUUUAUGUGCCGGUGCCGGAUGAUGCGGAUAGUCCCAAGUUUAGGGCGUCCACGGGGAGUGUGCAGUAUGCCCCUGAUAAAUCUGCGUUUGUGUGGAAGAUCAAGCAGUUGGGUGGAAGUCGCGAAUUCUUGAUGCGCGCGCAUUUUGGACUGCCUAGUGUUAAAAGUGAACAAGACAUCGACAAACGCGCACCAAUAACCGUCCGCUUCGAAAUCCCCUACUUCACCGUCUCGGGCAUCCAAGUCCGAUACCUCAAAAUUGUGGAGAAGAGUGGGUAUCAGGCGUUACCGUGGUUUGAGGACGGCGUUGGAGAAGGGGAGUGCGCCGAUUAUGCCGAUGUAAGAGGGAAAGAGCAAGAAGGAAGAGGGAAGAGGAAGGCUGGCGUGUAA